UUACCAACACCCCUCCCUAAAAACCACAAUAUAAUCUGGAUACCCUUCCCUGAAAACCACAAUAUAACAUAAUAUUCUCACCAUUUUAUAUAAUCGUAAACCCCUCUUCACAUUCGACGAUAACUUCGCUGAGUGUUUUGCAGUCUAGGGUUUAAGCUUUUGCAGGUGCAAGAGCAGAAGCACAGUGGCCAUGGCGAUGUACAAAAGAUUAAUCACAAUACUAGCCAACCAUGGCUGCUCAUCAUCACUAUCAUCACCCAGAAAGGCUGCAGAGCCGUGGACAAUAUUCAAGCGGGGCAUGCGGGAGAUGUACAUGUCGCAGGCGAUGCUGGAUGCGGCGGCAGAGCGGCGGGCGAGAAAGCGGAAGCUGCGUGUUGAUCCGCCCAUGAGUGCCCUGCAGCGCAACCGCUAUGGCCCUCCGAAACCCCAUGACCCCAACAUGCCGGAGCCCAUCAAUGUACUCGUGGGCGACCGCCUCAGCCUUCAUAAUCGCCUGCAAGCGCUCAGCCGCUCAGGGAAGCUGGACGAUGCCCUGGUCGCCGCCCGCCAAGCGCAGUUCGCUCGUAUCCGGCCCACGAUUUUCACCUACAACUCCCUCCUUGGCCAUUGCCACCGCGCUGCUAGGUAUGAGAAUGUUUUCAAUCUCUUUGCUUUCAUGCGGCAAAGCGGCGUCAUACCCAAUGUGGUGACCUACAACAUCGUUCUCGGUAGCUACGCCGAUUUGCUCGACAUUGAGAAGUGCUUCGGCAUGUUGCAGAUGAUCCAGGACGCAAAAAUGAAUCCCAGUAAUGUGACCUAUCAACACUUGAUGAGGGCGCAUUUUAAGUUGGAGAAAUACGAGGAAGUUAUGAGGCUUUUCAGGGAGAUGCUGGAGAAGUGCUAUGGGGCUGAUCCGCCGACAUAUGCAAAUACCAUUGAGGGUUUUGUGAAGGGUGGGGCGAUGGACCAGGCUACGGAGCUGUAUAUGGAGAUGAGGAAGAGAGGUUCCAUUUUUAGCGAGCCGGUGUUUUGUAAUUUGAUCAAGGGCUAUAUUGCUGCUGGGAGAACUCAGGAGGCCCUUGAUGUUUUUGAGUUUGUGCCUGAGAAGGUCGAACGGACCGCAAUGUCCAGUAAUGCUGUUAUAGAAGGGUACUGCAAUGCUGGAAGGAUAGAUGACGCUCUUGCAUUUUUCGAUACACUUGUGGAGAAGGAUUUGAAACGCGAUGCCUUGUCGGUUGCGUUUUUGAUGGACUUUUAUAUUGAGCUAGGAAAUUUGCAGGAGGCGGAAAAGCAUUUCAGGUCGAUGCUUGAGAAGGGAUGUGCUCCAGCUGCUGUGGCCUACAAUUGUCUUUUGGAUGCUUAUUUCAAGCAAGGAAUGAAUGUGGAGAUAGAGAAUUUGGUGCAAGAGAUGUUAGAUCAGCGAAUUGAGCCAGAUUCAGUAACUCAUGAUACACUGAUAGAUGGAUAUGUUAAACUGGGCAAGCUGGAUGAGUCCUUAAGAUUUAUCAGAAGAAUGAUAGAAACUGGCUUUAAACCAGUAAUUGCCAUAUAUAACAAAUUGUACAGCCACUUGUGUAGUGAAGGGAAGCUUGAUGAAGCUAGUAGGCUUUUUCAUGAGAUGUUAGAUGUAGGGCGGAACCCUGAUGUUGGAACGUAUGAUAUAUUAACAGAGGCAUUUGGCAGAGAGGGGAGAGCUGAGGAGGCAAAAGGUUAUUUUUUGACACUUGUGGAAAAGACCAAACUGGAUGAGGAUCUUGUGGCUCGUAUCAGACAGCAGGGAGAGGAUGCAACUGGUGAAGAAAAAUCAAAGGCAGAAACACAGGCACCUUAUGCAUCCACUGAAAAUUAUCAAAAAACGGAAAUCGCUGUUUAGUUUAAUUUCACAUGGUGUGAGAUUUAGGAAGGAUAUAGCAUGGGAUCAACUUUGCAGAGAUAUCUGCUCUGCAAGAUUUUGUUCUAGCUAGUAGCUAGUAAAACUGGAAGCUGCUAGGUAGGUUAGUGCAGUUUUAGGUGAAACUGAUUUUGAUGGAAGUGAUCUUGAAGUGGAACCUAAAUGAAUCAAGUAAAUAUGAUCUUAUGGUGCAAUUGAUUGGAUGCUAUUUUACGAACGCUUUACACAA
Cryptomeria japonica (Japanese cedar) is the source of this 2099-nucleotide messenger RNA. RefSeq names its product pentatricopeptide repeat-containing protein At3g49240, mitochondrial. The transcript has 2 exons. Gene Ontology annotation, molecular function: protein binding. The record is from RefSeq and is a predicted model, not a curated record. The coding region runs from base 191 to 1852 and encodes 553 amino acids. NCBI's taxonomy places the organism in Eukaryota, Viridiplantae, Streptophyta, Pinopsida, Cupressales, Cupressaceae.